CAUUGAACAACCGGCCCUAUGACUUCUUCGCCAAUUGCUUUGACAAUCAGCUGGUCCAUCAAAUUAAGCUAUAGAAGAAUUGUAGGAGGAAGCUAAGGAUCAUUACUGUUUAAAAAGUUAACUUACGCCCUCAAAAUGUUAGUGCUUGUACUGGGAGACCUCCAUAUUCCGCAUCGUUGUGCUAGUUUACCAGCGAAAUUCAAGAAGUUACUGGUACCAGGACGUAUUCACCAUAUACUGUGCUCGGGUAAUCUUUGCACUAAAGAAACAUACGAUUAUUUGAAGACGCUGGCCAAUGAUGUUCAUAUAGUGCGUGGCGAAUUUGAUGAGAACUUGAGUUAUCCAGAACAGAAAGUAGUUACAGUUGGGCAGUUCCGCAUUGGAUUAUCACAUGGACAUCAGGUUGUGCCCCGUGGCGACCCGGAAGCGCUGGCUCUAAUUCAAAGACAAUUAGACGUGGAUAUAUUGAUUUCCGGUCACACCUACAAAUUUGAAGCUUAUGAGCAUGGUAACAAAUUUUACAUCAACCCUGGCUCUGCUACUGGUGCUUUCAACCCUCUGGAUGUAAACGUCAUACCGUCCUUCGUUCUGAUGGAUAUACAAAGUUCGACGGUUGUGACUUAUGUGUAUCAACUAAUUGGGGACGAAGUAAAAGUGGAGCGUAUUGAAUACAAAAAAAUUUAAUCGGGGCGAACUUAGCUUGGCCGAGUAUAUAGUAAAUAGAAGAGCAGCGGACACUCGCAUCGAAAGUGAUUUUGUAGAGCCGACAUACAUACAUACAUACUGAUACAUUUUAUUAAUUAUUUAUCAAUAAGCUCGGUACAUUCGCAUGUGCAGAUAUUAAGUCUUAAAAUAUAAGAACUCGAAAGAUUUUGUAUCAAUA
Molecule: messenger RNA, 883 nt
Organism: Rhagoletis pomonella (apple maggot)
Lineage: Eukaryota; Metazoa; Arthropoda; Insecta; Diptera; Tephritidae
Gene: Vps29
Product: vacuolar protein sorting-associated protein 29
Exons: 1
Coding region: 136-684 (182 amino acids)
Biological process (GO): retrograde transport, endosome to Golgi; intracellular protein transport
Cellular component (GO): endosome; retromer complex
Source: RefSeq, a predicted model, not a curated record